AUGGUUUCUCUGGACUUCAAGGCGCUGACAGAACGGGUGGGCAUUGUGAGGAUUCUGGAGGUCGUCUUCACAUGUGUCACUUUCAGCUUGGUGGCGUCAGUGGGCCGCUCCAUCGACCCUUUCUGGACCUGGUGCAUGUUCACUUGGUGCUUCUGCUUCUGUGUCACCAUCUUCAUACUAAUCGUGGAAUUCACCAGCCUCACCGAAAAGCUGCCCCUGUCCUGGGGGGAUUUCACCUCCGCAUUUUCUCUGUUGGCUACCCUGAUGGUGAUGGUGGCAACCAUCCUCUACUCCAUGUUCUUCGCUUGUUCCUUGUGCGGCAGACAGAUUGCUGCCAGUGUGUUCUCCGCUAUCACCAUCUCCCUUUACUCCACUGAGGUUGGAAUAAUUCGAGCCAGACCUGGUGAGAUCAGUGGGUUUCUUUCCACGGUUCCUGGGCUGCUGAAGGUUCUAGAGGCCUUUGUGGCCUGCAUCAUCUUCAUCUGUUUGCGUUACAUCAAUUACUGGGUGUAUCCAGGGCUCCAGUGGUGUGUUUUUGUUUACUCGAUUUGCUUCAUUUUUUCCUUCCUUAUCAUUAUUUUAACCAUCUGCCGGCUGCUAGCUCUCCUACCCGCACCUUUCAGCAAAGUCCUGACCGUCUGCAAUGUACUGGCAGUUCUGAUGUACUUCACAGCUGUGAUCAUCUGGCCUGUGUACAGCUUCAAGGACCAUCCCAAACCAAACUGUCCAAUUGCUUAUCUCUGUGGAUGGAAUUUGUUGGUUGUUAUUUCUGUCAUGACCUGCUUUAAUCUGGUUGCUUACAUUGUGGACACAGUUUACUCGUUCAAGUUGACUUUUACCACCAGGGAAACAUGAGCAUGUCCGGCCAAAUGCUUCUGUCACAACGUUGCUUUUUUGAGAUCAUGAAACUUUGAUUUA
Molecule: messenger RNA, 918 nt
Organism: Nematolebias whitei (Rio pearlfish)
Lineage: Eukaryota; Metazoa; Chordata; Actinopteri; Cyprinodontiformes; Rivulidae
Product: myeloid-associated differentiation marker-like
Exons: 2
Coding region: 1-855 (284 amino acids)
Cellular component (GO): membrane
Source: RefSeq, a predicted model, not a curated record